AAAAAAAAAAAAAAAAAGAGAGAGAGAGAGAGAGAAGGUUCACAGCGUUUUUUCCGCCCAACAAAUCUAGAGAGAUAAACAACAACGUUGAGAAAUCCAAAAUCGGCAUUAAUCUCUGUAUCUCAUCUCAUCCUCAGGCUCAUCGACCUACUCUACUACUACUACUACUUCAUUUCAAACCCAAAAUUCAAAAAAACAAAAAAGAUGGGUUUCUUUAUGGGACUGAUACUAGGAAUAGCAGUGGGGUUGGCGAUAAUCGUGGGACUAGUGAAGUCCGAGAAUGUCCGGUCUAAGCGGCGGUCGGAGCUUGCUACUAUCAUAGCUGCUUUUUCUAAGAUGACAGUCGAAGAUUCUAGAAAGAUUUUCACUCCUGAGUACUACCCUUCCUGGCUUGUCUUCUCUCAGCGCCAGAAGUUGAAUUGGCUUAAUGUUCAUCUUACAAAGAUCUGGCCCUAUGUUAAUGAGGCAGCGUCUGAGCUUAUUAAGGCAUCGGUGGAGCCGGUGCUGGAACAAUACAGACCCGUUAUAUUGUCUUCCCUCAAAUUUUCCAAGUUCACUCUUGGUACUGUUGCACCUCAAUUUACAGGAGUUUCUAUUAUUGAAAAUGGAGAAAAUGGUAUCACCAUGGAGUUGGAAAUGAACUGGGACGGGAAUCCUAGUAUAGUACUUGAUAUUAAGACUAGAGUUGGUUUAGCACUUCCAGUGCAGGUCAAAGAUAUUGGAUUUACUGGGGUUUUCAGGCUGAUUUUUAAGCCGCUGGUUGAUGAGUUUCCAUGCUUUGGAGCUGUUUGUUGUUCUCUAAGACAAAAGAAAAAUAUGGAUUUUACACUUAAACUUAUUGGGGGCGACAUAUCAACAAUUCCUGGGCUCUAUGGUGCAAUAGAGGGUACAAUAAAAGAUGCUAUAGAAGAUUCUAUUAUGUGGCCUGCACGGAAAGUUAUACCUAUUUUGCCUGGGGAUUAUAGUGACCUGGAAUUAAAGCCUAUCGGGAUGUUAGAGGUAAAGCUUGUGCAAGCAAAGGAGCUAACAAAUAAAGAUAUCAUUGGAAAGUCAGAUCCCUUCGCUGUGUUAUAUGUACGGCCUUUACCUGACAGAAUGAAAACCAGCAAAACAAUUAACAAUGAUCUAAAUCCAAUCUGGAAUGAACACUUCGAAUUUGUUGUUGAAGAUGCAUCCACUCAACAUUUGGUGGUAAAAGUUUACGAUGACGAGGGGUUACAGGGAUCUGAACUCAUUGGGUGUGCUCAAGUGCUGCUGCGUGAUCUUCAGCCUGGUAAAGUUAAGGAUGUGUGGUUGAAGCUUGUUAAAGAUUUGGAAGUCCAGAGAGAUAAUAAAAACAGGGGUCAGGUGCAAGUGGAGCUUUUGUACUGUCCUUCUGGCAUGGAGAAUGGAUUUACCAACCCUUUUACCCAGGAUUUUUCAAUGACCUCCUUGGAGAAGGUUUUCAAAAGUGGUGUGAAUGGAACAGAAUCUCAUGAAAAUGAGAAAGCUGCCAUACAGAAGAAAAGGGAGGUUAUUAUUAGAGGAGUACUUUCUGUUACUGUGAUAUCUGCUGAAGACUUGCCUGCUGUGGAUCUCAUGGGGAAGGCUGAUCCCUAUGUUGUACUCACCAUGAAGAAAUCAGAUAUUAGAAACAAAACUAGGGUUGUGAAUGAGUGCUUAAAUCCUGUUUGGAAUCAAACUUUCGACUUUGUUGUUGAGGAUGGAUUACAUGAUAUGUUAAUCCUUGAAGUCUGGGACCACGACACAUUUGGAAAGGAUUAUAUGGGGAGAUGCAUCUUGACUCUAACAAGGGUUAUUUUGGAAGGGGAAUACAAAGAAUGCUUCCAGCUAGAUGAAGCAAAAUCAGGAAAAUUGAAUUUGCACCUCAAGUGGAUGCCACAGCCAAUUUACCGCGAUACUUGAGUGUUUUUUGUUCUGCUGCUGACAGUAACUCUUUAAGUCAAGAACAUUGCGAGCUGCGAAAUUUAUACAAGAACAUUGCUGACACUGACACAAAUUAAUUAAUUAAUAAACCUUGCACCAUGUAUUUUCAAGUAAAAAGUAGAGCAUUGUACAUAAUUGUUUCAUAACUUAAGGCUAAAUGUAAGCAGUGAAGUUUUGAAGAAAAUACACCUUGUGUGGGUUGAAAGAAAAUAGCUAAAAUUGUUGCAUGAGAUUGUUACAUAGCGGUAUUUUGAUUUGCGACGUUUUGUUUCA
Messenger RNA from Quercus lobata, 2199 nucleotides. Its product is annotated as synaptotagmin-5-like. The record is from RefSeq and is a predicted model, not a curated record. The transcript has 12 exons. Gene Ontology annotation, cellular component: endoplasmic reticulum. Gene Ontology annotation, molecular function: lipid binding. The coding region runs from base 205 to 1905 and encodes 566 amino acids. NCBI's taxonomy places the organism in Eukaryota, Viridiplantae, Streptophyta, Magnoliopsida, Fagales, Fagaceae.